Molecule: messenger RNA, 3413 nt
Organism: Tribolium madens (black flour beetle)
Lineage: Eukaryota; Metazoa; Arthropoda; Insecta; Coleoptera; Tenebrionidae
Gene: Mex-3
Product: RNA-binding protein MEX3B
Exons: 2
Coding region: 135-1421 (428 amino acids)
Molecular function (GO): RNA binding
Source: RefSeq, a predicted model, not a curated record
CCCUCGGUUUCAGUCAGUCUCUUGCAAGCGGCGCGUCUGCUUGUUCCACAAUAACGGUUAGACCCUAAACUAGAAAUUACUAUAUUUUUGUACGAGUGAAUCGUUUUUACUACUUAGCGUCGUUUAUAUGUCUUAUGAACCUUGUUGUUGCGCCUGAAGCCGGUCGACAAUCAGUUCUGAAAGCGGAAAUGCCGGCGUCGAGCCUCUUCUCCGACAUGGACCGCGGCAUCGGCGACGAGCGGGCUCUCCAACUAGCCCUCGAGCUCUCCAUGCUGGGCUUCAGCGAGCCUUUGAGCGCCGUUUCGGAGCCCGACGCGCCGGGAGACCUCGCGCCCUUCGUGGGCAGCCUCGCCACGGUUGGAUUGGACGAAGUGCGCUCCAAGAAGUCGCAGAACAUGACCGAGUGCGUGCCGGUGCCCAGUUCAGAACAUGUGGCCGAGAUCGUAGGCAGACAAGGUUGCAAGAUCAAGGCUCUCCGGGCUAAAACCAACACAUACAUAAAGACUCCAGUCCGCGGCGAAGAACCCGUUUUCGUGGUAACCGGGCGGAAAGAAGACGUUGCCAAAGCCAAACGCGAGAUUCUCUCAGCGGCCGAACACUUCUCCCAAAUCCGCGCUUCCCGAAAGAACAACUUGGCCGGUCUCGGAUCGGGCGCGAGCACUCCUCCGGGCCCCCCGGCCAACAUCCCCGGCCACGUGACGAUCCAGGUGCGCGUGCCGUACCGCGUCGUGGGGCUUGUAGUCGGUCCCAAGGGCGCCACCAUCAAGCGCAUUCAGCACCAGACGCACACCUACAUCGUGACCCCCAGCCGCGACAAGGAGCCCGUCUUCGAGGUGACGGGCCUGCCCGAGAGCGUGGAGUCGGCACGGCGUGAGAUCGAGGCCCACAUUGCCAUGCGCACCGGCAACGGCGCCUCCAUGGGUCUGGGGGGACUCGAUGACGGCGACCUCUUCUCCUCGCUGUACAAGUCCGGCUUGAGUUCCAUUCUCAACUACAUCGAGCCUGAGCAGUUCCCCAUGACCGGCUCCAGCACGUUCUCGUCGUCGGGGUCAUGCUCCAGCAGCUCGUCGAGCAGCGGCGGCCGCGAUCUGGGCGCCAUCUGGAGUAGCAGCGAACGCGACGAGGGCCUCGGGGACUCCCCAAGCUUCGACAGUUCGACGGCAUUGUCGAGUAUCUGGUCGUAUCCGCCAGUGGCGCCUUCACGGCCCUCCAACAGCACCAGCCCCGCGGAUUCGUUGCUCGGCUCGGCCAAGUGCCUCGUCUGCGGCGAGGCGAAGGUCACGCACGCGUUGGUGCCCUGCGGACACAACUUCUUCUGCAUGGAGUGCGCGAAUCGCGUCUGCGACGGCACGGAGGCCCAGUGCCCCGUCUGCUCCUUGCCCGCCAUCCAGGCCAUCCGCAUCUACUCGCCCAACCCUUAAAUCGAUCAAUCCCACCACAUUCCCGCGCCCUGUGUUCAGAUUCGGUCGGGUUCGCGCCCUUCGCUUCGCACGUCGCAUACAACGAACGCUUGGUUUAUUUUUUCAUAGGAUUAUUUUUUCAGUUUUUUCGGUUGUGCGGCGCGCAGGGGGCCAACUCGCCGAAACGUAGUCAUCAUAUGCCAGUUACUAUUUUUCUUAACGUCACCGUUUUUCUAGUAUUAGACCUAAGAUUGGUUGGUUUUUAUUAUUUUGUAUUUUUUAUGUGUAUGCACUUACGGAAUAACCUCUCGACUCCGUUAAAUACCCUAGAUUUGAAAAGACAUGACGCGACACUAAUAAACGUAAAUGUAAAUUUUUAUACUAUUGAUAAGUGGUUCGUUAUUUUUUAAAUAUAUUUUUUUAAGUUUCGCCAUGUGACAAGUCACAUUAUUAAAGUCUGAAUCAGCAAUUCUCAAAAUAUUAUUUAAGUGUAUAUUUAAAGUUUAAAAAUAAUAUAUAAAAGUAAAAAAGGCAAAAAAUAUAUAUUAUUAUUGAAAAAAGUGAGAAAGGACAGGAGAAUGUAUUAGAAGGAGUUUGGUAAUAAAAAGUGUGCAGGCAGGGCUUGGGGGCCUUUCGGCUGUGAUCUGAACUGCCACACGGCGUGUCGGCGUUGACGUCUCGCCGGGCCAGUUGCACCCCUAAUAACGACAUACAUAUCCCUUAUUGUUAGUUAAUCACUCAUUGUUGCUAUUGUUCUGUUAUGUCAUGUGAUGUGAUACAUAUAUUUCUAUAUUUCUGAUAGCUUAUAAGUUAUGAGAGUAUUUUGUAUAAUAUAAUAAUAAUUAUAAAUGAAGAAGAAGAGUAUAAAUGAUUUACGUGUGCAGUCCGGUGUACGACGCCCACGCCGCCGCUGAUAGUUGUCAUACUGUCCAUGUCCACAGCCACUGUAGUCUUGUAUAGGGUCAUCGUGCACCGUCAUUUCACAUUUUUGUGAACAAAAAAUCAUCGCCGUCACAUCAAACUUUGUGCGGCCCCCACCUGCGAUCUCGUGCCUCGAUCCUUCAGUAUUCACACGUCAUUUGCCGCCCCCGGCCUCCUUUGAUUUUCAUAUGCAUUUCUUCCUGCGCCCUGCACCCCCCCCCACUACCCGUUAGGUACACUGUUCACUGUUCGACCGGCCCACACCGACCGCCCUAGCUUUACUUAUUAUUAUUAUUAAUAUAUAUGUAUUAUUAUUAUUAUAUAUAUUUAAAUACUAAGAUGCUAUAUUUUGUUUUUAUUUAUUUUUUUAUUGUAGUAUUUUGAAAAUUAUCGUUAUUAGAUAAAUUUUAUAUAUUUUAUUAUUAUUAUUAUUAUUGCCCUUAUGCGGUUCCGGUGAGUCGGUCUGGGCCGGUUGGUAAGCGCGGGUGUCCCCCCCGACGACUUAGUUUGUUUAUACGUACACUUGUAAAUAAGUUGUUGUUUUAUAGCUAUUAAUACCAUAUUAUUAUUACAAUUAUUAUUAUUUUAUUUUUUUACAUAUUUUUGCGGAGAUAUUUAAAUAUGAAUGUUAGUACAAGUACAUGGCCACAGUUGUGUGCAGAGUGACUGUUUGAAAUAGUUUAAUUAGUUUUUGAUUGAAUUAUAUUUAUAUUGAUAUUUUAAUUAUAUGAAACAAUCCUCGAAGUGAUUUCUUUUGUAAUUUUUUAUUGAUUUUUGAAUAUGAAAUGUAUAAGUGUGUUUUCUAUUUAGAAAUUUAUAAAUUAGUACGAUUUUUAUUCAAAGCGACUGACCUACGCUUAAGGAAAAUUCGCUUAUUUUGGUCGUCGUCGUCUAGUGGACAACUAAAGGCUGGGUGUGGUAUUCGUAUAUAUUAUUUAAAUAAAAGAAACUAUAUUAACCUUUUUAUAAGACUAAACCACGCUCGCAACUUUGGUUGAUCCUUAGAAACCUAGCAAAUGUUAUUUAAGGUAAUAUUUUUUUUAUAAAUUAAUGCUACCAAAUAUCGUAAUAAAUUUCGUGAUUUAUAUUUUA